ACCGCCGUUGCCGUCGUUGCUGUCGUGGUCGCCAAUCUGAAGUACAGAAUACGUUCUGCGCGAAAAAAUUGUGACGUGCCAACCAAUUAUGAGGUUUACGACAUUCGGUGGAAGAUCCUGACUUUUCCUGCGUUGCCGUCGCAACUGAUUUCUUCGUCGCCAAAGCAACGAAUUUGCUAAAUUGAUACCGGGGCACGAAUUCGGCACAGCUAUGGCAGAAGGAAAUGGCGAGAUAAAAAUGGAAGAAAAACAAGAAAUGGAAAAUGUGGAACGGACAGAAGAUUUUAACAAACUCAUGCAAUAUGGACUAGACGAGAAAGUGGCUGCCAAAUUGGAUGAAAUUUAUAAGACGGGGAAAUUGGCUCAUAUAGAUCUGGAUGAGAGAGCGCUUGACGCAUUGAAGGAAUUUCCGGUCGACGGUGCGUUAAAUGUGCUUACACAAUUUCUGGAAUCGAAUCUGGAACAUGUAUCUAACAAAUCGGCAUACCUUUGUGGAGUAAUGAAGACCUACAGACAGAAAAGUCGUGCUGGUCAAGGUACAGGCACCAGCACGACACCAAAAGCCCCAGAUGAAGACAAAAUCAAGUUAAUACUGGAAAGAACGGGCUACCCUUUGGAUGUAACUACUGGGCAAAGAAAAUAUGGUGGUCCUCCACCAAAUUGGGAGGGUCCCACUCCUGGAACUGGUUGUGAGGUAUUUUGUGGCAAAAUCCCAAAAGACAUGUAUGAAGACGAAUUAAUUCCCUUAUUUGAGAAAUGCGGAAAAAUUUGGGACUUGAGACUGAUGAUGGAUCCCAUGUCAGGUUCCAACAGAGGAUACGCAUUUAUCACAUUUACUAACAGGGAAGCUGCGCAGCAAGCUGUUCGAGAGCUGAAUGAUUAUGAGAUUCGGAAAGGGAAAAAGAUUGGUGUUACCGUAUCUUAUAACAAUCACCGCUUGUUUGUGGGAAAUAUUCCAAAGAAUCGAGACCGAGAUGACUUGUUCGAAGAGUUUACAAAGCACGCACCUGGCCUGACAGAGGUGAUUAUCUACAGCUCACCAGAUGACAAAAAGAAGAAUAGAGGUUUUUGUUUUUUGGAAUACGAAUCUCACAAAGCAGCUUCCUUAGCCAAGCGAAGAUUGAGCACUGGGCGUAUCAAAGUUUGGGGAUGUGAUAUUAUUGUCGACUGGGCUGAUCCUCAAGAGGAGCCAGAUGAACAAACCAUGUCCAAAGUUCGUGUGCUUUACGUGCGAAAUUUGACGCAAGAUUGUUCUGAAGAGAAACUGAAAGAAAGCUUCGAACAAUAUGGCAAAAUCGAGCGAGUGAAAAAAAUCAAGGACUACGCCUUUAUACACUUUGAAGAUAGAGAUAAUGCUGUUAAGGCAAUGAAUGAAUUGAAUGGUAAGGAAAUGGGUGGAUCUCACAUAGAAGUUUCAUUAGCAAAACCACCAUCCGAUAAGAAGAAGAAGGAAGAGAUGCUGCGCGCCAGGGAAAGACGAAUGAUGCAAAUGUUACAGGGUAGAGGCGGUGGAUCUCCGUCUCAUCCGAGCAUGAUGGGAGGACCAAUGCCAGUUCGCGGGCCCACACAGGGACCUCGGGGCACCGGUGCAGGUAUGCGUGGACAGAUGGGACGUGGCGAUUACGAUUAUGAUUACGACUAUUACGGUUAUGGGGAUUAUCGAGGUGGCUACAGUGAUCCCUAUUACGAUGACUAUUAUCGAUAUGAAGAUUACUAUUUCGAUUAUGCGCCGCCUCCGCCGCCUGCCAGAGGGAGAGGCAGGCAGCCUCAACCGGCUGGUCGUGGCCGUGGAGUAGCGCCACGUGGCCGAAUCGGUGGCCCGCAAGCCCGUGGGCCAGUCAGGGGGGGACGCAACCCCGCAACUUCAGGGGUCCGUGGGGUCCAGCGGCUGGCCGCUCGUGGGGGGGUCCGCGCCAAGGGAAGUUUACCAGGUGAGGAUGCAGGUAAACGAAAAUUUGACGGGGGUCACCAGAACCAGGGGGAAUCUAAGCGUCGCUUCCAGAGCAAUUGGGGAAACCAGCCCCUCGCCCAACAACCACUGGGCAAUGCAUAUGGAUUGGCGAGUGUAAAUGGUGGCAGUGGUGGUGGUGGCGGUGACAUAGCUUUCGGAAGUAGAGCCGGCACACUCGGCGGUGUUUCCGGCGACGAUCACGAAUGGUAUCAAGACUCUUACCAGUCGUGGAGCUAACUUCUGCAAUCCUGUGAGUGAUGAAAAAACACAUACGAACAAAUGCAUGAUAAAUGAAGUGAAAAA
Messenger RNA from Vollenhovia emeryi, 2254 nucleotides. RefSeq names its product heterogeneous nuclear ribonucleoprotein R (gene Syp). The transcript has 12 exons. Bases 212 to 2188 code for a protein of 658 amino acids. Gene Ontology annotation, cellular component: nucleus; ribonucleoprotein complex. The record is from RefSeq and is a predicted model, not a curated record. Lineage: Eukaryota; Metazoa; Arthropoda; Insecta; Hymenoptera; Formicidae. Gene Ontology annotation, molecular function: mRNA binding.